GGCGGUUCCUGCACCAGGUGAAGUCGGACUGUCACUUCACCAACGGCACCGAGCGGGUCCGGCUCCUGGUCAGGUACAUCUACAACCAGGAGCCGUUCCUGCAUUUCGACAGCGACGUGGGGCUGUUCGUGGCGGACACGGAGCUGGGCCGGGCCACCGCCGAGAGCUGGAACAAGGACAAGGCGUUCCUGGCGGGCGCGCGGGCUGUGGUGGACACGUUCUGCCGGAACAACUACAGGGUGGCUGAGCCUUUCAUCAUCGACCGGAGAG
Molecule: messenger RNA, 270 nt
Organism: Chrysemys picta bellii (western painted turtle)
Lineage: Eukaryota; Metazoa; Chordata; Testudines; Emydidae
Source: RefSeq, a predicted model, not a curated record